AUGAAUAUUUGGAAUAAAAAUGAAAUCAUAACUCCAAUUUCAGAGUAUCAAUUAAUGAAAGUAAUUUUGUUGAGUAUCAAUAAGUCAUAUUAAAAGCAUCUCCAUUAGAUAAUAAAAAUCAAGGCAACUCCAGUUCAAGUUGAUUAACCAUAUAUGAGGAAAAAAGAAGUAUGUAGCUUAAAAAAAGUACGGGAAGACCCAACAAUCAAGAAGGCUUUAGUAUCAAGGAUUCUAGAAAUCAAUCAUUGUCCAUCCUAUUAUGGGAAAUUGGAUACAUCAGAUAUUCCACGUCCAUCUAAUUUAGGAUAGAAAAUAAUUGAUAUGAAGAGAUUGAUAGAAGAUAAUGAAGUAUGUUAGUAAGAAGACAGAUUAGUCCAUUGAAAGAAGGCUUAGAUAAACUAGUUCAGUCAUUUCCUUUGAUAAGAUUAAAAAAGAGUAUAAAUAAAGCAAGAAAUAUCUGAAGAACAUCACUUAGAAUUCAAGAAGAAUUUACAAUUGCUUUUUGCCCUAAAAUUUCAGAUCAGAAACUCCUGUUCAAUCAAGAACAGUUGACAUAAGUAUCAAAAAACACAAUAAAAGUAAUUUAAUAAAUAGAUUAUUUUUAAAGCACCCUUACCUAAAGUCUGA
Paramecium pentaurelia is the source of this 627-nucleotide messenger RNA. NCBI's taxonomy places the organism in Eukaryota, Ciliophora, Oligohymenophorea, Peniculida, Parameciidae. The record is from the annotation of a GenBank genome assembly.